This is a messenger RNA of Acanthosepion pharaonis, 8628 nucleotides long. Lineage: Eukaryota; Metazoa; Mollusca; Cephalopoda; Sepiida; Sepiidae. The record is from the annotation of a GenBank genome assembly.
AUGUCUUCUUUCAGGUGUCUUCUUUCAUUCAGCUGUGUCUUCUUUCAGGUGUUUUUCUUUCAUGAGAUGCGUCUUCUUUCAGGUGUCAUCUUUCAGGUGUCUUCUUUCAUGACCCGCGUCUUCUUUCAUGAGCUGUGUCUUCUUUCAGGUGUUUUCUUUCAUGAGAUGCGUCUUCUUUCAGGUGUCAUCUUUCAGGUGUCUUCUUUCAUGACCCGCGUCUUCUUUCAUGAGCUGUGUCUUCUUUCAGGUGUUUUCUUUCAUGAGAUGCGUCUUCUUUCAGGUGUCAUCUUUGAGGUGUCUUCUUUCAUGACCCGCGUGUUUUUCUUUCAUGAGAUGCGUCUUCUUUCAGGUGUCAUCUUUCAGGUGUCUUCUUUUCAUGACCCACUGUCUUCUUUCUUUCAUGAGCUGUGUCUUCUUUCAGGUGUUUUUUCUUUCAUGAGCUCUGUCUUCUUUCAGGUGUCUUCUUUCAUGACCCGUGUCUUCUUUCAUGAGCUGUGUCUUCUUUCAGGUGUUUUCUUUCAUGAGAUAUGUCUUCUUUCAGGUGUUUUCUUUCAUGAGAUGCGUCUUCUUUCAGGUGUCAUCAUUCAGGUGUCUUCUUUCAUGACCCGUGUCUUCUUUCAUGAGCUGUGUCUUCUUUCAGGUGUUUUCUUUUCCCCGUGUCUUCUUGAGCUGUGUCUUCUUUCAGGUGUUUUCUUUCAUGAGAUGUCAUCUUCUUUUUCAGGCUGUGUCAUCUUUCAGGUGUCUUCUUUCAUGACCCGCGUCUUCUUUCAUGAGCUGUGUCUUCUUUCAGGUGUUUUAUUUCAUGAGCUGUGUCUUCUUUCAGGAGUCUUCUUUCAUGACCCGUGUCUUCUUUCAUCUUUCAUGAGCUGUGUCUUCUUUCAGGUGUUUUCUUUCAUGAGAUAUGUCUUCUUUCAGGUGUUUUCUUUCAUGAGCUGUGUCUUCUUUCAGGUGUUUUCUUUCAUGAGAUGCGUCUUCUUUCAGGUGUUUUCUUUCAUGAGCUCUGUCUUCUUUCAGGUGUCUUCUUUCAUGACCCGUGUCUUCUUUCAUGAGCUGUGUCUUCUUUCAGGUGUUUUCUUUCAUGAGAUAUGUCUUCUUUCAGGUGUUUUCUUUCAUGAGCUGUGUCUUCUUUCAGGUGUUUUCUUUCAUGAGAUGCGUCUUCUUUCAGGUGUCAUCUUUCAGGUGUCUUCUUUCAUGACCCGCGUCUUCUUUCAUGAGCUGUGUCUUCUUUCAGGUGUUUUCUUUCAUGAGAUGCGUCUUCUUUCAGGUGUCAUCUUUCAGGUGUCUUCUUCUUUCAUGACCUUUCAUGAGUGUCUUCUUUCUUUCAUCUUUCAUGACCUUUCAUGUGUCUUCUUUCAUGAGCUGUGUCUUCUUUCAGGUCUUUCAGGUUUUUCUUUCAUGAGAUAUGUGUCUUCUUUCAUGUGUGUCUUCUUUUUCAUGAGCUCUGUCUUCUUUCAGGUGUUUUCUUUCAUGGAUAUGUCUUCUUUCUUCUUUUUCAUGAGCUGUGUCUUCUUUCAGGUGUUUUCUUUCAUGAGAUGCGUCUUCUUUCAAGGUGUGUUUUCUUUCAUGAGAUAUGUCUUCUUCUUUCUUUCAUGGCUGUGUCUUCUUUCAGGUGUUUUCUUUCAUGAGAUCUCUUCUUUCUUCUCUUUCAGGUGUUUUUUCUUUCAUGAGAUAUGUCUUCUUUCAGGUGUUUUCUUUCUCUUCUUUCAUGAGCUGUGUCUUCUUUCAGGUGUUUUCUUUCAUGAGUGCGUCUUCUUUCAGGUGUCAUCUUUCAGCUGUCUUCUUUCUUUUUCUUUCAUGAGUGUUUUCUUUCAGGUGUCAUAUGUCUUCUUUCAGGUCUUCUUUCAUGUGUGUCUUCUUUCAGGUGUUUUCUUUCAUAGCUCUGUCUCUUUCAGUCUUUUUCUUUCUUCUUUCAUGAGCUGUGUCUUCUUUCAGGUUUUUUUUCAUGUUUUUCUUUCAUGUCAUUUUCAGGUGUCUUCUUUCAUGACCCGUGUCUUCUUUCAUGCGUGUUUUCUUUCUUUCAUGAUGCGUCUUCUUUCAGGUGUCAUCUUUCAGGUGUCUUCUUUCAUGUGCGUCUUCUUUCAUGAGCUGUGUCUUCUUUCAGGUGUCUUCUUUCAUGGCUGUUCUUCUUUUUCUUUCAUGAGCUGUGUCUUCUUUCAGGUGUUUUCUUUCAUGAGAUGCGUCUUCUUUCAUCUUUCAGGUGUCUUCUUUCAUCUUUUUCAGGUGUCUUCUUUCAUGACCCUGUCUUCUUUCUUUUCUUUCAUGAGCUUCUUUCAUGAGCUGUCUUCUUUCAGGUGUUUUUUCUUUCAUGAAUAUGUCUUCUCAGGUGUUUUCUUUUUCAUAUGUCUUCUUUCAGGUGUUUUCUUUCAUGAGAUGCGUCUUCUUUCAGGUGUCAUCUUUCAGGUGUCUUCUUUCAUGAGCCUUCUUUCAGCGUCUUCUUUCAUGUCUUCUUUCAUGACUGUGUCUUCUUUCAGGUGUCUUCUUUUUUUUUCUUUCAUGAGCUGCGUCUUCUUUCAGGUGUUUUCUUUCAUGAGUCUUCUUUCAUACAGGUGCAUCUUCUUUCUUUUCUUUCAUGAGGUGUUUUUCUUUCAUGAGAUGCGUCUUCUUUCAGGUGUCAUCUUUCAGGUGUCUUCUUUCAUGACCCGCGUCUUCUUUCAUGUGUCUUCUUUCAGGUGUUUUUCUUUCAUGAAUGUCUUCUUUCAGGUGUUUUCUUUCAUCAUGUCUUGGGCUAGGUGUCUUCUUUUUCAGGUGACCUUUCAGGUGUCUUCUUUCAUGAGCUUCUUUCGUGUCUUCUUUCAGGUGUUUUCUUUCAUGAGAUGCGUCUUCUUUCAAGUCUUCUUUCAGGUGUCUUCUUUCAUGACCCGUGUCUUCUUUCAUGAGCUGUGUCUUCUUUCAGGUGUUUUCUUUCAUGAGAUAUGUCUUCUUUCAGGUGUCUUCUUUCUUUCUUUCAUGAGAUGCGUCUUCUUUCAGGUGUCAUCUUUCAGGUGUCUUCUUCUUCUUUCAGGUGUCUUUCUUCUUUCAGCUUGUCUUUUCAUGACCCAGUGUGUUUUCUUUCAUGAGAUAUGUCUUCUUUCAGGUGUGUUUUCUUUCUUUCAUGAGCUGUGUCUUCUUUCAGGUGUUUUCUUUCAUGAGAUGCGUCUUCUUUCAGGUGUCAUCUUUCAGGUUCAUCUCUUCUUUCAUGACCUUCUUUCGUGUUUUCUUUUCAUGAGCUCUGUCUUCUUUCAGGUGGCUUCUUUCAUUCAGUGUGUUUUCUUUCAUGAGCUGUGUCUUCUUUCAGGUGUUUUCUUUCAUGACCCGUGUCUUCUUUCAGGUGUUUUCUUUCAUGAGCUGUGUCUUCUUUCAGGUGUUUUCUUUCAUGAGAUGCGUCUUCUUUCAGGUGUCAUCUUUCAGGUGUCUUCUUUCAUGACCCCGCGUCUUCUUUCAUGGCUGUGUCUUCUUUCAGGUGUGUCUUCUUUCAUGACCCGUGUCUUCUUUCAUGAGCUGUGUCUUCUUUCAGUUGUUUUCUUUCAUGAGAUAUGUCUUCUUUCAGGUGUGUUUUCUUUCAUGAGAUAUGUCUUCUUUCUUUUUCAGGUGUGUCUUCUUUCAGGUGUCUUCUUUCAUGACCCUUUCGUCUUCUUUCAUGAGCUGUGUCUUCUUUCAGGUGUUUUCUUUCAUGAGAUGCGUCUUCUUUCAGGUGUCAUCUUUCAGGUGUCUUCUUUCAUGACCCGCGUCUUCUUUCAUGAGCUGUGUCUUCUUUCAGUUGUUUUCUUUCAUGAGAUAUGUCUUCUUUCAGGUGUCUUCUUUCAUGACCUGUGUCUUCUUUCUUUUUCUUUCAUGAGGAUGUGUCUUCUUUCAGGUGUGUUUUCUUUCAUGAGAUGCGUCUUCUUUCAGGUGUCAUCUUUUCAGGUGUCUUCUUUCAUGACCCGUGUCUUCUUUCAUGACUCUGUCUUCUUUCAGGUGUUUUUCUUUCAUGAGAUGCGUCUAUCUUCUUUCAGGUGUUUCUUCUUUCAUUUCUUCUUUCAUGAGCUGUGUCUUCUUUCAGGUGUUUUCUUUCAUGAGAUGCGUCUUCUUUCAGGUGUCUUCUUUCAGGUGUCUUCUUUCAUGACCCGCGUCUUCUUUCAUGAGCUGUGUCUUCUUUCAGCUGUGUCUUCUUUCAGGUGUUUUUCUUUCAUGAGAUAUGUCUUCUUUCAGGUGUCUUCUUUCAGCUGUGUCUUCUUUCAUGACCUUUCAUGUCUUCUUUCUUUCAUGAGCUGUGUCUUCUUUCAGGUGUUUUCUUUCUUUCAUGAGUCUGUCAUCUUUCAGGUGUUUUCUUUCAUGACCUUCUUUCAGUGUCUUCUUUCAGGUGUCUUCUUUCAUGCCCGUGUCUUCUUUCAUGAGUGUGUCUUCUUUCAGGUGUUUUCUUUCAUGAGAUAUGUCUUCUUUCAGGUGUUUUCUUUCCAGGUGUCUUCUUUCAUGACCCGAUCUUCUUUCAUGUGUGUCUUCUUUCAGGUGUUUUUUCUUUCAUUUCAGCUCUGUCUUCUUUCAGGUGUUUCUUCUUUCUUCUUUCACCGUGUCAUCUUUCAGGUGUCUUCUUUUCAUGAGCUCUUCUUUCAUGUCUUCUUUCAGGUGUUUUUCUUUCAUGGCUUCUUUCAGUCUUCUUUCAGGUGUCUUCUUUCAUGUCUUCUUUCAGGUGUCUUCUUUCAGGUGUGUUUCUUUCAUAGCUCUGUCUUCUUUUCUUUCAUGAGCUGUGUCUUCUUUCAGGUGCUGUGUUUUUCUUUCAUGAGAUGCGUCUUCUUUCAGGUGUCAUCUUUCAUGACCCGUGUCUUCUUUCAUGACCCGUUGUUUUCUUUCAUGAGCUGUGUCUUCUUUCAGGUGUUUUCUUUCAUGAGAUGUGUCUUCUUUCAGGUGUUUUCUUUCAUGAGCUUCUUUCAGUGUCUUCUUUCAGGUGUUUUCUUUCAUGAGUUUUCUUUCAUGCGUCUUCUUUCAGGUGUUUUCUUUUCGCCGAGCUCUCUUUUUCAGGUGUCUUCUUUCAUGACCCGUGUCUUCUUUCAUGAGCUGUGUCUUUCUUUUUUCUUUCAUGAGAUGUGUCUUCUUUCAGGUGUUUUCUUUCAUGAGCUCUGUCUUCUUUCAGGUGUCUUCUUCUUCUUUCAUGGUGUCUUCUUUCAUUGUGUCUUCUUUCAGGUGUUUUCUUUCAUGAGAUGCGUCUUCUUUCAGGUCAUCUUUCAUCUUCUUUCAGGUGUCUUCUUUCAUGACUUCUUUCAGGGUCUUCUUUCAGGUGUCUUCUUUCUUUCUUCUUUCAUCUGUGUCUUCUUUCAGGUGUUUUUCUUUCAUGAGUCUUCUUUCUGUUUCUUUUCUUUCAGGUGUCUUCUUUCAGGUGUCUUCUUUCAUGACCCGUAUCUGUCUUCUUUCAGGUGUCUUUUCUUUUUCAUGACCCGUGUCUUCUUUCAUGAGCUGUGUCUUCUUUCAGGUGUCAUCUUUCAUGAGGUGUCUUCUUUCAUGACCCGUGUCUUCUUUCAGGCUGUGUCUUCUUUCAGGUGUUUUCUUUCAGAUGCGUCUUCUUUCAGGUGUCAUCUUUCAGGUGUCUUCUUUCAUGACCCGUCUUCUCUUCUUCUUUCAGGUGUUUUCUUUCGCGAGCUGUGUCUUCUUUCAGGUGUCUUCUUUCAUGAGCUUCUUCUGUUUUUCUUCUUCUUUCAGGUGUUUCUUUCUUUCAUUCAGAUAUGUCUUCUUUCAGGUGUCUUCUUUCAUGAGCUAUGUCUUCUUUCAGUGUUUUCUUUCAUGAGCUCUUCUUCUUUCAGUGUCUUCUUUCAGGUGUUUUCUUUCAUGAGAUAUGUCUUCUUUCAGGUGUUUUCUUUCAUGAGAUUGUCUUUUUUUGUCUUCUUCUUUCAGGGGUCAUCUUUCAGGUGUCUUCUUUUCAUGACCCGUGUCUUCUUUCUUGAGCUGUGUCUUCUUUCAGGUGUCUUCUUUCAUGACCCGCGUCUUCUUUUCAUGAGCUGUGUCUUCUUUCAGGUGUUUUCUUUCAUGAGCUCUGUCUUCUUUCAGGUGUCUUCUUUCAUGACCCGUGUCUUCUUUCAUGAGCUGUGUCUUCUUUCAGGUGUUUUCUUUCAUGAGAUAUGUCUUCUUUCAGGUGUUUUCUUUCAUGAGCUCUGUCUUCUUUCAGGUGUGUUUUCUUUCUUUCAGAUAUGUCUUCUUUCAGGUGUUUUCUUUCAUGGCUCUGUCUUCUUUCAUGGUGUCAUCUUUUUCAGGGUGUCUUUCUUUCAUGACCCAGUGUCUUCUUUCAUGUUUUCUUUCUGUGUCUUCUUUCAGGUGUCUUCUUUCAUUGUCUUCUUUCAUGAGCUGUGUCUUCUUUCAGGUGGGUCUUUCUUUCAUGGUGUGUCUUCUUUCAGGGGUCUUCUUUCAUGGUGUGUCUUCUUUCAUGUUUCCCAGAUAUGUCUUCUUUCAUGGGUGUCUUCUUUCAGGUGUUUCUUUCAGCUGUGUCUUCUUUCAGGUGUUUUCUUUCAUGAGAUGCGUGUUCUUUCUUUCUUUCAGGUGUCUUCUUUCAUGACCCGUGUCUUCUUUCAUGAGCUGUGUCUUCUUUCAUGUGUUUUUUUUCUCUUUCAUGUCUUCUUUCCAGGUGUCUUCUUUCAUUUCUUUCAGAUGUGUCUUCUUUCAGGUGUCUUCUUUCAUGAGUCUUCUUUCAUGAGCUGUUUCUUUCAGGUGUUUUCUUUCAUGAGCUGUGUCUUCUUUCAGGUGUCUUCUUUCAUGAGGCUGUGUCUUCUUUCAGGUGUUUUCUUUCAUGAGCUGUGUCUUCUUUCAGGUGUUCUUCUUUCAGGUGUCAUCUUUCAGGUGUCUUCUUUCAUGACCCGUGUCUUCUUUCAUGAGCUGUGUCUUCUUUCAGGUGUUUUCUUUCGCAGGCUGUCUUCUUUUCUUUUCAGGUGUCUUCUUUCAUUUCAUAGAUGUCCUUUCAGUGUCUUCUUUCAUGAGCUCUGUCUUCUUUCAGGUGUUUUCUUUCAUGACCCAUGUCUUCUUUCUGUUCUUUCAUGUGUUUUCUUUCAUGAGCUGUGUCUUCUUUCAGGUGUCUUCUUUCAUGACCCGUCUUCUUUCAUGAGCUGUGUCUUCUUUCAGGUGUUUUCUUUCAUGAGAGCUCUGUCUUCUUUCAGGUGUCUUUCUUUUCUUUCAUGGCUAUGUCUUCUUUCAUGUGUUUUCUUUGUCUUCUUUCAGGUGUUUUUCUUUCAUGAGAUAUGUCUUCUUUUCUUUCAGGUGUUUCUUUCUUUCUUCUUUCAUGAGUGUGUCUUCUUUCAUGAGAUGUGUCUUCUUUCAGGGGUCAUCUUUCAGGUGUCUUCUUUCAUGACCCGUGUCUUCUUUCAUGAGCUGUGUCUUCUUUCAGGUGUGUCUUCUUUCAUGACCCGUGUCUUCUUUCAUGAGCUGUGUCUUCUUUCAGGUGUUUUCUUUCAUGAGCUCUGUCUUCUUUCAGGUGUCUUCUUUCAUGGUGUCUUCUUUCAUGACCCAUGUGUUUUCUUUCAUGACCUGUGUCUUCUUUCAGGUGUUUUCUUUCAUGAGCUCUGUCUUCUUUCAGGUGUCUUCUUUUUCAUGUCAUCUUUUCACCCUUUCAUGAGUGUCUUCUUUCAUGAGCUGUGUCUUCUUUCAGGUGUUUUCUUUCAUGAGAUGUGUCUUCUUUCAGGUGUCUUCUUUCAUGAGCUCUGUCUUCUUUCAGGUGUCUUCUUUCAUGAGUCUUCUUUCUCUGUCUUCUUUCAGGUGUCUUCUUUCAUGAGAUAUGUGUUUCUUUCAGUGUUUUCUUUCAUGAGCUGUCUUCUUUCCAGUGUCUUCUUUCAUGACCCAUCUCUGUCUUCUUUCUUUCUUUCAGGUGUCUUCUUUCAUGAGCUGUGUCUUCUUUCAUGUUUUCUUUCAUGUCUUCUUUCAGGUGUUUUCUUUCAUGAGAUGUGUCUUCUUUCAUGUCUUCUUUCUUUCUUCUUUCAGGUGUUUUUCUUUCAUGAGAUCUGUCUUCUUUCAGGGUCUUCUUUCAUGUCUUCUUUCAGGCUAUGUCUUCUUUCAUGUUUUUCUUUCAUGAUCCUGUCUUCUUUCAUGACCUGUGUCUUCUUUCAUGAGCUGUGUCUUCUUUCAGGUCUUCUUUCAGGUUCUUCUUUCAUGACCCUGUGUCUUUUCUUUCAGGUGUUUUCUUUCAUGAGGCUGUGUCUUCUUUCAGGUGUUUUCUUUCAUGAGAUGCUUUCAGGUGUCUUCUUUUUCUUCUUUCGCAGGCUAUGUCUUCUUUCAGGUGUUUUCUUUGUGUCUUCUUUCAGCUAUGUCUUCUUUCAGGUGUUUUCUUUCAUGUCUUCUUUCAUAUGUGUCUUCUUUCUUUCAGGGUCAUCUUUCUUUCUUUUCAUGACCCGUGUCUUCUUUCAUGAGCUGUGUCUUCUUUCAGGUGUUUUCUUUCAUGAGAUCUGUCUUCUUUCAGGUGUCUUCUUUCAUGACCCGUGUCUUCUUUCAUGGGCUCAUUUUCUUUCAGGUGUUUUCUUUCUUCUUUCCACCCGUGUCUUCUUUCAUGAGCUGUGUCUUCUUUCAGGUUUUUCUUUCAUGAGCUCUGUCUUCUUUCAGGUGUCUUUUUCAGGUGUUUUCUUUCAUGAGCUGUGUCUUCUUUCUUUUUCUUUCAUGUCAUCUUUUUCAGGUGUCUUCUUUCAUGACCCGUGUCUUCUUUCAUGA